Micromonas pusilla CCMP1545 is the source of this 1092-nucleotide messenger RNA. RefSeq lists its product as uncharacterized. The transcript has a single exon. Lineage: Eukaryota; Viridiplantae; Chlorophyta; Mamiellophyceae; Mamiellales; Mamiellaceae. Gene Ontology annotation, molecular function: oxidoreductase activity, acting on the CH-CH group of donors. Gene Ontology annotation, biological process: lipid metabolic process. The record is from RefSeq and is a predicted model, not a curated record. The coding region runs from base 1 to 1092 and encodes 363 amino acids. Gene Ontology annotation, cellular component: membrane.
AUGCUCGCGCUCACCCGCACGGCCAUCGGAUCGAGCCCGCGCGUCGGCGCGCCGCGCGUCCGCGCGCGCGCCGCGCCCGUCGCGACCGCGCCUCCGACGGCGCUUCCGAGGAGACGAACGUCGACGACGUCGACGCGAACGCGAACGCGCGCGGCCGUCGUCGCCGCCGCCGCGGGCGCGGGCGCGGGCGCGGGCGCGGGCGCGUCCGCGGCCAUCCCGCAGAUCGCCGCCGCGAAGAAAGCCGCGGCGGCGACGGUCGUCGCGGCGACGCCCACGCUCGCGUACACGCUCUCCACCGUCGUCGGCUCGAACCUGGCGUUCCCCGCGCUCUGGGCGCUCACCGCGCUCCCGUGCUGCCUCGCGUUCGUCAACCCGGUCUACGUCUUCAGCGUCGGGUACGGCCUCGCCGUGGCGUACGCGGGCGCGGGUCUCCUCGCGCUCGCGUCCCUCGCCGGGAUGACGAUCCCGAAGCUCGUGGCGUAUCACUGCGUCGGCGCCGUGGUUUACGGCGUGCGUUUAGCCGCGUUUCUCGCGUGGCGCUCGGUCACGUGGGACCAGUGGGGGAAGCGCGCGGAGAAAGCGCCGGAGGCGAGGGCGAAGAGCCUCGCGGCUCGCGUGCCCGUCGUGUUGUGCUGCUCGCUUCUGUACGCGUGCAUGUGCUCGCCGAUGGUGUUCCACGUCAAGGUCGCGCACGCGAUCGGCGCGGAGUACGGUCGCGUCGUAGGAUUCGGCCUCGCGGUACAGUGGUGCGGGCUGCUCCUCGAAGCGCUCGCGGACCACACGAAGAGCGCGUAUAAGAUGUCCGAGGAAGGGAAGAACCGGUGGUGCGACGUCGGCGUGUAUCAGCGGUGCCGGCACCCGAACUACCUCGGCGAGGUGUUGUUCUGGGUGGGCCUCUACGUCGCGGGAGCGCCCGCGAUGCUCGUCUACGGCGCGGUUUCGUUCGCGCCCGCGACGUUAGGGUUGGUCUUCAUCGUGUGGCUGAUGACGAGCCAGUGCGCGAAGCAGGACGAAAAGCAGGCGGAGAGGUACGGAGAGAAUCCGGAGUACAACGCGUGGGUCGCGAACUCCGGCUCGUUGACGAUCAAGUAG